AGAGCAUAGCGAGUGACUCCGGGUCCGAUCCAGUGCUGGCCGGUGAGCAGUGGAGCGAGCACCAACUGGCGCGAGCUAUAGCUGCAUCAGGCAGCAGUAGGGCUAGCUAGCUAGCCAUGGCUCGCGUCGUCGCCAUGGCAGUGCUGGUUCUCCUGCAGCUGGCCUCCUCGUACCCCACCGUGGUCCGCGCCGAUUCCACCGGCGUGCUUGGUCGGAAGGUCGGGGUCGCCGAGGGGCCAGCGGCCGGGAAGAACGCGCCGGCUGGGCCCGGGAGGUACGCCGUCAUCUUCGACGCCGGCAGCACGGGGAGCCGGUUGCACGUCUUCAGGUUCGACAGGCAAAUGGACCUCGCCCCUAUCGGCGACGACAUCGAGUUCUUCGCCAAGGUGAAGCCCGGGCUGAGCUCGUAUGCUGGACAACCCCAAGAGGCUGCAAACUCCAUACUACCUCUUCUUGACAAGGCCAAGAGCGUUGUCCCUUCACGGCUUACGAAAACAACACCUCUUAAGCUAGGAGCGACUGCAGGAUUGCGCCUUAUCGGAAAUCAGAAGGCAGAGCAAAUUCUUGAUGCGGUCAGAGAUCUCGUCCACAAGAAGAGCAAAUUCCAGUACAAGCCCAACUGGAUCAAUGUUCUUGAGGGAUCUCAAGAAGGAUCCUACCUGUGGGUUGCAUUGAAUUAUUUGUUGGAUAAAUUGGGAGGGGACUACUCCAAGACGGUAGGCGUGAUCGACAUGGGUGGUGGAUCUGUGCAAAUGGCGUAUGCUAUCUCUGCAAGUGCUGCUGCUAGAGCCCCUGCGGUGGCCAAUGGAGAGGAUCCCUAUAUUACAAAAGAGUAUCUCAAAGGAAAGGACUACAAUGUCUAUGUUCACAGUUACUUGCACUAUGGUGCUUUCGCAGCACGAGCAGAGCUUUUGAAGUCAAAGAAGAAUGGGCCAUUCAGCUUCUGCAUGCUGCGUGGAUUUACUGGUAAAUACACCUAUAAUGGGCACCAGUAUGAUGCUACUGCUAGACCAGAAGGAGCAGUUUACGAGAAGUGCAGGGAAGAGAUAACCAACGCUCUGAAGUUGAAUGCACCAUGCCACACGAAGAACUGCACAUUUGACGGCGUGUGGAACGGGGGAGGCGGCGCUGGCCAAAGCAACAUCUAUGCCACAUCAAGCUUCUACUACCUUGCUUCACAUGUUGGGUUCAUAGACAGCAAAGCUCCCAGCGCGAAGGCUGCUCCGGCCGCGUUCAUGGCGGCUGCAAAGAAGGCUUGCCAAUUGGACGUCAAGAAAGCAAAAGUUACCUAUCCAGACAUUGGUGACACGGAUCUGCCGUACUUGUGCAUGGAUCUUACUUACAAAUACACAUUGCUCGUUGACGGAUUCGGUCUGCAGCCAACGAAGAAGAUCACAUUUGUAGACAAAGUGAAGCAUGGAGAAUACUACAUUGAAGCCGCGUGGCCUCUGGGUACUGCUAUUGAGGCCGUCGCACCCGCGAAGAUGCCCGGAAACUAAUGAUUUAAUUUCUGGGUCAGUAAGGGUAUUUAGCACUUCGUACUGUUCAAUAGCCCAUCUGAUAUUCUGGUUCAGUUGUACUUAAUAUAGUAUUUGUAACAAGCUUGCAUCGGCUUGGCGUUUUGUCCUCAAUUUCAAAAAGCAAUAAAGUAAAUUUUGCUGGUAUCUAGAAAA
Molecule: messenger RNA, 1673 nt
Organism: Panicum hallii
Lineage: Eukaryota; Viridiplantae; Streptophyta; Magnoliopsida; Poales; Poaceae
Product: probable apyrase 3
Exons: 9
Coding region: 117-1499 (460 amino acids)
Biological process (GO): nucleoside diphosphate catabolic process
Cellular component (GO): membrane
Molecular function (GO): nucleoside diphosphate phosphatase activity
Source: RefSeq, a predicted model, not a curated record